AAAGUUCAGCACAAGAAAGGUACUUGUUUCCUUCUAAUUGAAAAGGAAAAUAUUCUCCUUCUUAUAGAAGGUGAAUCCCGAAUGUGGUGUUUAUGGCACCGAGUUAGAUACAUUAUGAUUUUAUACUACCAAGUUAAAUACAUUACAAGCAAGCCAAAGUUUGGGUUCAAAAGAAGUGUUUCGUAAAUUAAAUUUAGAAUUGAACUUUUAAAGUUUGUAUUUAAAUAAAUUUGAAGUUGUGUGUCUAUCUUUGAUUAAAUGAAGAUUAUUUCCUUUAAUGUGAGGGGUUUGGGUGGGAUAGUGAAGAGGAAGGAAGUGGGAAAGCUGAUUAGAGAGGAAAGGCCGGACUUUCUAUUCUUGCAGGAAACGAAGUUAGAGAGGAUAGAUGUGGGUAUUUGCAAACUUUUAUGGAACUCUGAUGAGUUCGAAUGGGUUGCGAAGGCCUCGUUUGGAGCAUCAGGGGGACUGCUAUGUUUAUGGGACAGAAGGAAUUUUGUUAAGCGAGAAGAGUUUACAGGGGAUGGGUAUGUGGGAAUAUCAGGGGUAUGGGGAGUAAAUAAACAACAGUGCAGCCUAAUAAAUGUGUACGGCCCCAAUGAUAGACAGAAGAGGGUUAAGCUGUGGGAGGAGCUGAGGAAGAGGGUGAUUGACAAGGAAGGGUGGUGGUUGAUCGCAGGGGAUUUUAAUGCUGUCAGAGGGCCUGAGGAGAGGCGAGGGAGAAUAGGGGUGAGUUCAGAUAUGUGGGAUUUUGAGGAGUUCAUUGUAACAACAGGCCUGGUGGAUGUUAAAUUGACAAAUAGACGAUAUACAUGGUAUAAACCAGAUGGAACAGCAAGAAGCAGACUAGACAGAUUCUUGUUGAGUACUGAGAUGUAUAAUAGGGGAGGAGAAUGGAUACAGCAGGGGCUGCCAAGAAACAUUUCUGAUCAUUGUGCAAUGGUGUUGAAAUCCAAAUCAACAUAUUGGGGACCAAGGCCUUUUAGAGUCUUAGAUGCAUGGCAACAACAUCCAGGAUUCAAGAAGGCUGUAGAAGAUAAGUGGAGAGAGAUGGCAGUGGAGGGGUUUGCAGGGUAUAAAUGCAAACAAAAGUUAAAACUGUUGAAAGAGUUCUUAAAAGGUUGGAACAAGGAAGUAUUUGGAAACAUGGAAGCCCAGUAUGUGCAGGCUGUUAAAAAAAUAGAGCAGAAGCAGAAGUCAAGGAGCAGAUGGAUAAGAGAGGGUGACGCGAAUACCCGUUUCUUCCAUAAAGUGGCUAACGGGAGAAGGGCGCAAAAUAAUAUUGCUGGCUUAAUGCGUGAGGGGGUGUGGAUUGAAGAUCCAGAAACAGUCAAAGAUGAAAUUGUCAAAUAUUUUAGGAAUUUGUUCAAAGGUGACCCAUGGAACAGACCCAAGCCCGAGGGUAUCAAAUUUCAAAAGAUUUCAGAGGAGAAAAAAGAAUGGCUAGAAAGACCUUUUUCGAUUGAAGAAAUUGAGGAAGGUUUAAGGAGCUGUGACGGUUCAAAGGCACCGGGAUUGGAUGCGAAGGUUUUGGCUAAUAGAUUGAAAUCGGUGAUGCCAAAAAUAGUGAGUGAAACUCAAUCUGCUUUUGUGGGGGGUCGCCAAUUGGUUGAUAGUGUAUUGGUGCUGAAUGAGGUAGUAGAUGAGAUAAAGAACAAGAAACAGCCAGCCUUUGUCUUUAAGGCAGAUUUUGAAAAGGCAUAUGACUGCGUGGAUUGGUCCUUCUUGGACUGGAUGAUGGAUAGUUUUGGGUUUGGAACAAAGUGGAGAGGAUGGAUUAUGGAGUGCCUUUCAAUGGCGAGAACUUCGAUUUUGGUAAAUGGAAGCCCGACAAGGGAAUUUGAGGUUGGUAAAGGAUUACGUCAAUGGGACCCUUUAUCUCCUUUUCUUUUCUUGAUGAUUGGUGAGGGGUUACAAGGCUUGGUACAGAAAGCAAUGGCGGAAGGAAUGCUACAUGGAAUCGAGAUUGGAAAGAAAGGGAUGAUCGUGUCUUUACUUCAGUUCGCCGAUGAUACAAUAAUUAUGGGCAGAGCGGAUGCUGAGAAUAUACGAAUGGUGAAGGAUGUUUUAAGAUGGUUUGAACUUAUGUCUGGUUUGCGGAUAAAUUUUAACAAGAGCAGUAUCUAUGGCUAUAAUGUGUUGGAGAGAUGGUUAAAGGGAUCAACCGGUAUGCUACGAUGUGGAGUAGGUCAAACACCCUUUCUUUAUCUGGGGUUGCCUAUUGGCAGUAAAUCCGGAAGCAAGAAGGUGUGGGAGCCGAUGGUGAAUAAAUUUCGUGCAAAGCUAGCUGUUUGGAAGGCUACUACUCUUUCCUUUGGAGGUUGCCUAACUUUACUGAACUCGGUACUCUCUACGUUACCUAUUUUUUAUAUGUCUCUGUUUUUACUACCAAAGUCUGUUCUUGUGGAGCUGAUUAGUAUUCAAAGGAGAUUCCUAUGGGGUGGGCUAGAUUUAAAUAAAAAGAUUGCAUGGGUGAAAUGGGAAUAUGUUUGUCGUGAUAAGGUGAAAGGGGGUUUAGGGGUACCAGAUAUGCUUAGGAAAAAUUGGGCAUUGUUAGGAAAGUGGUGGUAUAGAUUAGGUGAUGGGAUUGAGAACUUAUGGAAAAGGGUGGUGAGGGAGAAAUAUUAUGGAGGUAGGAGUGAGGUCGAUAUUACAACGAUUGAGGGCCCGAGGGUGUCAAAGCUGUGGAGGGAUAUUAUUAGAAUGGGGGGUCAAUCUUCGAGACUAAAGAAUAUGCUAGUUGAGGGGUUCAAGUGGGAAGUGGGUGAGGGAAAUAAGGUGGAUUUUUGGCUAGAGUGGUGGGUUGGAGAUAAACCUCUUAGGGACUUAUGUCCAAGAUUAUACGCUCUAUUGGUUAAGAAGGAAGGAAAGGUUUAUGAAAUGGGAAGAUGGAAUGAGGGUAGAUGGUGUUGGCGUGUUGAGUGGAGGAGAGGUACCAUAGGGCGUGAGAAGGAUGAGGAGGUGGUGCUAGAGAGGGCGCUGGAGGGUGUUCAAGUGAAGGAGGGGGUUGGGGAUGUUUGGAAGUGGAGGCAUGCGAUGGAUGGCAGAUAUGUUGUAAAGAUAGCCUACGACUAUUUAGAUUCUAUGGAAGGAGUAUUGGAGGACCAGAGGUGUAAAUUAAUAUGGUGCCGGUUGGUACCAUCCAAAGUUGCUUUUUUUGGGUGGCGAUUGUGCUUAAAUAGGCUUCCAACUAAGGAAAAUCUUCAAAAGCGUGGGGUGCAAUUGCAAGAGGAAGGCCGUUAUAAGUUGCUGGAAACGGCUUAGUGUUAUUUCCUUCUCCUGUAGACUUCUUCCUAAUGGCUGUCCUGAGCUUUUCUGUUUCUUGAAUGUAGUAGGUAAAUUGUGUUGUGUAUCUUGAUUCCACCAGACUGUACUCUGUUUUGGGAGUAUUUCUUAUGCUCCUUCUCUAAUACAUAUAGUAUGUUGCU
Rubroshorea leprosula is the source of this 3425-nucleotide messenger RNA. The record is from the annotation of a GenBank genome assembly. NCBI's taxonomy places the organism in Eukaryota, Viridiplantae, Streptophyta, Magnoliopsida, Malvales, Dipterocarpaceae.